Ctenopharyngodon idella (grass carp) is the source of this 7178-nucleotide messenger RNA. RefSeq names its product phosphatidylinositol 4-kinase, catalytic, alpha b (gene pi4kab). Gene Ontology annotation, cellular component: plasma membrane; cytoplasm. Gene Ontology annotation, molecular function: 1-phosphatidylinositol 4-kinase activity. The transcript has 57 exons. The record is from RefSeq and is a predicted model, not a curated record. Gene Ontology annotation, biological process: phosphatidylinositol phosphate biosynthetic process; phosphatidylinositol-mediated signaling. NCBI's taxonomy places the organism in Eukaryota, Metazoa, Chordata, Actinopteri, Cypriniformes, Xenocyprididae. Bases 134 to 6478 code for a protein of 2114 amino acids.
CGUCUCUCUUGAUUGGCUGUUAUUUGUGCCUUCACACUUUCCGUAUUGCGGUCGGGUUUUGCUUCACCGCGAGCAGCAGCAGAAAUCAUCAUUCGUGUGUUUCGAACAACUUUCCCGUGGCGUCUCGUGAAUCAUGGCCACGCGCGGCGGCACGCGCGAGUUCUAUUUCAACACGGUGCUGUCGCUCGCGCGCUCACUGGCAGCCCACCGACCAGCGCCCGUCGAGAAGGUGCAGAAGUUAUUAUGCAUGUGUCCGUGCGACAGCCGCGGCGUCUUCAGUCUCGAUGUCCGGCGCAGGGAUGCUGUCAUCGCUCUGGCUGUGUUCCUGGUCGAGUCAGAUUUACAGCACAAAGACACGGUGGUAAGUUACCUGCUGAGUCUGCUCAAGGGUUUACCCAGAGUGCAGUGGGUGGAGGAGAAUGCUGGGAGGAAGUGUAAAGAGACUCUCCCCAUGGCGGAGAACUUCAGCUUCUGUCUGGUGACGCUCCUGUCUGACGUGGCUCAGAGAGACCCAGAGUCUCGCUCACAGAUUCUGGAAGCGGUCAUGGAAGUAAUGCAGUCUCUGCUGGAGAUCUGCCAGACGCCGGAGAACCAGGAUAAAGUGUACCUGUGCAGGUAUGCUGUCCCGUGUCUUCUGGGCGUGACUCGAGCUUUUGGUCGCUACGGUAACGGCGACGAGUCCCUCCUCUCGCAGCUGUUCCCGCGAGGAGCGCCGCAGCCGGCUCACCGCGUGUCCGUGGAGACAGAGGGCGUUCGGAGGAGAUCCUUCAAUGACUUCCGCUCUAUUCUGCCCAGCUCUCUGCUCACGGCCUGCCAGGGAGACACGCUGAGACGCAAGAGUGGCAUCGCCAACACUGACGCACAGGUGAGUCCGGACAGAGGUGGACCGUCGCCCUGCUCUCCUACAGCUCCGGGGCCGCAGUAUUUUGAAGGUUCUUAUCUGGCCGAUGGCAGUGCUGUGAAUCCAGAUUAUUACUUUACGACCGUCAGUUCCAGCUUCUCCAUCUCUCCUCUCUUCAUUGGUGCCAGUGGACUAGAAAUAAACGUCCCAUUAGAGCUGCUGAGACGCCUCUUACAGAUGGUGAAGCACUUUGUCUCAGAUUCAUUCCUAAAGACCCUGGACGCUGUCGUGGUCGAGGUUACGGAGGCAAAUCCAGCCGUCGACCUCUUUUACAAAGCCUUCAGCGACCCGCUGUAUGUCAGCAUGUUCAAGAUGCUGCGGGACACGCUCUAUUACAUGAAAGAUGUGCAAACGAGCUUCGUUAAAGAGGUUCAUGACUUCGUGCUGGAGCAGUUCAGCAGCAGCCAAUCAGAGCUCCAGAGGGUUCUCCAUGAGGAACGGUUGCCAGGGGAACCCAGUCCUCUCAAGCUCCGUUGUCAUGCCAACGCAGCCUGUGUGGACCUCAUGGUGUGGGCCGUCAAAGAUGAGCAAGGCGCUGAGAACCUGUGCACUAAACUGUCCGAGAAGCUUCAGUCCAAAACGUCCAGUAAGGUGAUCAUCGCUCACAUGCCGCUGCUCAUCUGCUGUUUACAGGGCUUAGGGCGUCUGUGUGAGCGCUUCCCUGUCAUCGCUCACUCCGCCACCGUGUCUCUGAAGGACUUCCUGGUGGUUCCGUCGGCUGUGCUCAUCAAACUCUAUAAGUAUCACAGUCAGUGCAGUUCAGGAGGCGGCGGGAUCAAAAUAAACGUGACCAAUGAGCAUUCUCAGUCCGCGCUCAACUUCCUGUCCAACAGGAAAGACCAGCCAUCCAUGUACGAGCAGCUCCGAGACAUCUCCAUCGAUAACAUCUGCAGAUGUCUGAAAGCUGGUCUCACUAUGGAUCCUGUGAUAGUGGAGGCGUUCUUGGCCAGCCUGUCAAACCGGCUCUACAUCUCCCAGGAGAAUGACAAAGAUGCCCAUCUCAUCCCUGACCACACCAUCCGAGCGCUGGGUCACAUCGCCGUGGCCAUGAGAGACAGUCCCAAAGUGAUGGAGCCCAUCCUGCAGAUUCUGCAGCAGAAGUUCUGCCAGCCGCCCUCACAGUUAGACGUGCUGAUUAUAGACCAGCUGGGCUGCAUGGUCAUCACGGGAAACCAAUACAUCUAUCAGGAGGUGUGGAACCUGUUCCAGCAGAUCAGUGUCAAAGCCAGUAAUGUGGUGUACUCUGCUACCAGAGACUACAGGGACCACGGAUACAGGCACUGCUCUCUAGCUGUGAUAAACGCCCUGGCAAAUAUCGCGGCUAACCUGCAGGGGGAGCAGCUGGUGGACGAGCUGCUGGUCAAUCUGCUGGAGCUGUUCGUUCAGCUCGGCCUGGAGGGCAAGAGAGCCAGUGAGCGCGCCAGUGAUAAAGGCCCAGCCCUCAAAGCAUCCAGCAGUGCUGGUAAUCUAGGUGUCCUCAUCCCUGUAAUCGCUGUGUUGACUCGCCGAUUGCCCCCCAUUAAGGAGGCCAAACCUCGCCUGCAGAAGCUCUUUAGAGAUUUCUGGCUCUAUUCUGUGGUCAUGGGUUUUGCUGUGGAAGGUUCUGGUCUGUGGCCUGAGGAAUGGUACGAGGGAGUGUGUGAAAUUGCCACUAAAUCCCCGCUGCUUACGUUCCCCAGUGGAGAACCGCUGCGUUCUGAGCUCCAGUACAACUCGGCACUGAAGAACGACACGGUUACUCCGGCGGAGUUAAGUGAUCUGCGCAGCACCAUCAUUAAUUUGUUGGAUCCGUCACCUGAAGCCGCCGCCCUCAUCAAUAAACUCGACUUCGCCAUGUGCACUUACCUGCUGUCUGUCUACCGGCUGGAGUAUAUGAGGAUGUUGCACUCGAAUGAUGCCGACCGCUUCCAGGUGAUGUUCAGAUACUUUGAGGACAAAGCCAUCCAGAAGGACAAAUCAGGCAUGAUGCAGUGUGUGAUCUGUGUGGGUGAUAAAGUCUUUGAGGUUUUCCUGCAGAUGAUGGCUGAGAAACCCAAGACUAAAGAGCAUGAGGAGGAGCUUGAGCGUCAUGCUCAGUUCCUAUUGGUCAACUUUAACCACACCCACAAGAGGAUCCGCAGAGUUGCAGAUAAAUACCUCUCAGGACUCGCUGAAAUGUUUCCUCACCUGCUGUGGAGUGGAAGAGUUUUGAAGACCAUGUUGGACAUCCUGCAGACUCUGUCUCUGUCCCUGAGCGCCGACAUCCACAAAGAUCAGCCGUACUACGACAUUCCCGACACCCCGUACAGAAUAACGGUCCCCGACACGCAUGAGGCGCGAGAGAGCAUCGUGAAGGACUUUGCCGCCCGCUGUGGAGAGAUCUUGAAGGAGGCCAUGAAAUGGGCCGCCUCCGUCACCAAAUCUCAUCUCCAGGAGUAUCUGAACAAGCAUCAGAACUGGCUGUCGGGUUUGUCUCAGCACACGGGUCUGGCGAUGGCCACCGAGAGUAUUCUCAGCUUUGCGGGAUACAACCGUCAAAGCACGACGCUGGGGAUGGUUACUGAGAUUGUAACUGAGGUUUUUGGGCAGAUUAAGGCAGCUUUUCCUCAGGUUACCCAGCUGACGGAGCGGCCCACCUGUGUAAAGAAGGAUUACUCCAACUUCAUGGCGUCGCUCAACCUGCGUAACCGUUACACCGGAGAGGUGGCCGGGAUGCUGCAUUUUGCCGAGGCGACGCACAGCGAGUCGAACCUCAGCAAACUGAUGAUCUCUCAGAUGAGCGACGCUCUGGACGCCAAAGACUCGGACGCCUUCAUGCAGAACAUGUUUAAGAUGACCGCUCUGUUCAUCAGCACUAAAGAAUGCGAUCUUCAGCUGCUGCAUCACCUCUGCUCGUCUCCUCUGAAGAUGUUCACGGAGCAGGGCAUGGAGACGGCCAUCGCCUGUUGGGAAUGGCUGCUGGCAGCUCGCAGUGGAGCUGAAGUCCAGUUCAUGCGUGAGAUGGCGGACGCCUGGCAGAUGACCGUCAAGCUGAAGAUGGGCUUGUUCUCGGAGACGGAGUCAGAGGCCGAUCCUUUAGCCGCUUCAGAAGAGAGUCAGCCGCUGCCUCGUCCACCCAACGUCACACCGCAUUCACUCUGGAUUGAGUUUCUAGUGCAGAGAUUUGAAAUCGCCAAGUACUGCAGUGCGGAUCAGGUGGAGAUCUUCACCUUUCUCCUGCAGAGGGCGCUGUCCAUCAGCGUCGGCGGACCCAAGAGCUGCCUGAACCGCCAUGUAGCCGCUAUAGGACCCCGAUUCAGGCUCCUGACUCUUGGUCUCACUCUUCUGCAUGCUGAUGUUGUGACCAAUGCCACCAUCCGUAAUGUCCUGAGAGAGAAGAUCUACUCCACAGCCUUUGAUUACUUCAGCGUGGCCCCACGAUUCCCCACUCAGCCCGAGAAACGCCUGCGCGAAGACAUCAGCAUCAUGAUCAAGUUCUACGCGUGUCUGCUGUCAGAUAAGAAAUAUCUCACAGCCAUUCAGCUCGUACCACCAGAUCCUCAGGACGUGUCUGUGAACAGUCUGUCUGUGAUGGCGGUGAUGGACUCCAGGAGCAGUCUGGACGCGGCUGUGGGCUCCAGACAGCAGGCCGGUCAGGGCUGGAUCAACACAUACCCGCUGUCCAGUGGAGUCUCCACACUCUCCAAAAAAUCAGGUCUGUCAAAGAAGACGAACAGAGGAACACAACUGCACAAAUACUUCAUGAAGCGCAGAACGCUGCUGCUGGCCCUGCUGGCCAGUGAGGUGGAGCGUCUGACCACCUGGUACAAUCCUCUGGGCAGCCAGGAGCUCCAGAUAUCAGCCGAACAGUCUGUGGAAACCAGCAUCGCCAACUGGAGGUCAAAGUACAUCAGCCUGACUGAGAAACAGUGGAAGGACAAUGUUAAUCUGGCGUGGAGCAUCGCGCCGUAUCUCGCCCUACAGCUGCCAGCCAGGUUCAAAAACACCGAAGCCAUUUUCUCAGAAGUGACCCGCUUGGUUCGGUUGGAUCCGGGAGCGGUCAGUGACGUUCCUGAGGCUGUGAAGUUCUUGGUGACGUGGCACACGAUUGAUGCUGAUUCUCCGGAGUUGAGUCACAUCUUGUGUUGGGCUCCGGCUGACCCUCCCACGGGCCUGUCGUAUUUCUCCAGCAUGUAUCCGCCGCAUCCGCUGACCGCGCAGUACGCCGUCAAAGUCCUGCGCUCCUUCCCUCCUGAUGCUAUUCUGUUUUACAUCCCACAAAUUGUUCAGGCUCUCCGUUAUGACAAGAUGGGGUACGUGAGAGAAUACAUCCUGUGGGCGGCACAGAAGUCUCAGCUUCUGGCACAUCAGUUCAUCUGGAACAUGAAGACCAACAUCUACACAGACGAGGAGGGACACCAGAAAGACCCUGACAUCGGGGAGCUUCUGGAGCAUUUGGUUGAAGAGAUCAUCAGUUCUCUCUCGGGUCCAGCUAAAGAUUUCUACCAGCGCGAGUUUGACUUCUUCAACAAGAUCACCAAUGUCUCAGCCAUUAUAAAGCCCAUUCCUAAAGGUGACGAGCGGAAGAGAGCGUGUCUGAGAGCCCUGUCCGAUAUCAAAGUCCAGCCAGGCUGUUAUCUGCCCAGUAACCCCGAGGCCAUAGUCCUAGACAUUGACUACAAAUCUGGAACGCCAAUGCAAAGUGCUGCCAAAGCGCCGUACCUGGCCAAAUUCAAGGUGAAACGCUGUGGAGUGAGUGAACUCGAGAAAGAGGGUUUAUUGUGUCGCUCGGACUCACUGGAUGAAGCUCAAAGUGGAGAAGACGCUCAGAAGAUCUGCUGGCAGGCGGCCAUCUUUAAAGUCGGAGACGACUGCAGACAGGACAUGUUGGCUUUGCAGAUCAUCGGUCUGUUUAAGAACAUCUUCCAGCUGGUGGGACUCGACCUGUUUGUUUUUCCUUAUAGGGUGGUAGCGACAGCACCAGGGUGUGGCGUCAUCGAGUGCAUCCCAGACUGUAAGUCCAGAGAUCAGCUGGGACGACAGACGGAUUUCGGGAUGUACGAUUAUUUCCGUAACCAGUACGGAGACGAAUCCACUCUGGCCUUCCAGAAGGCGAGGUAUAACUUCAUCAGGAGCAUGGCUGCGUACAGUCUGCUGCUCUUCCUGCUGCAGAUCAAGGACAGACACAACGGGAACAUCAUGCUGGACAGACAGGGACACCUCAUCCACAUCGAUUUUGGCUUCAUGUUUGAGAGUUCUCCGGGUGGGAAUCUGGGCUGGGAGCCGGACAUCAAACUGACGGACGAGAUGGUGAUGAUCAUGGGCGGGAAGAUGGAGGCCACGCCCUUUAAGUGGUUCAUGGAGAUGUGUGUGCGCGGAUACCUGGCCGUCAGGCCGUACAUGGAUGCUGUGGUUGCCUUGGUAACACUGAUGUUGGAUACAGGAUUGCCCUGCUUCCGCGGUCAGACCAUCAAACUGCUCAAGCAGCGUUUUAACCCUGGAGUGAGUGAGAAGGAAGCAGCGGCUUUUAUCAUCAAAGUCAUUCAGAACUGCUUCCUGAGCAGCAGGAGCAAAACGUAUGACAUGAUCCAGUACUAUCAGAACCAGAUCCCGUACUGAAGGCCAGAGAAACCUGUGUGUGUGAGACAGAGAGAGUGUGUGUGUGUUGCCUCUCACUGUCACACUGCUGUCACAGUCUGGUGUGUUUGUGCACUUUAUACACCUGAGAUGAGUUUGCAUGGAUUCAUACGCACUUAUAUCAGCACUUAUGAGACUCCUGUUCACAUGACACACUUUCUGCUGCAUGAUGAUUUAAAUUAUACUUGAUUUUAAAGUCAAUUUUGUGCCAUUUUGAGUUUUAUUUGAUGUGGUUUUGUUUAUUUGCCUUUAAUAAUUUCCAGGCAAAUCAUGUCGUUAUUACAGCAGAUGUGUUUAUGGUCUGGACUAGAGACAAAGGUCACAUUUUAGAAGUGAUAAAUUAAAACAUUAACGCACAAAAUAACAAAAAUCAGUAUUUGAUUGAUUUUAUUUAUUAUCAGGCAGUGGAGGAGAGAUGAAGAGUUUAAAUGUUUGUUAUUCUGUGAAUCUUGAUUUCUUUGCAGCUCUGAAUUUGUGUUAAUGAUAUUUGUGAUUUUAUGGUCACAUGACCUCUGAUCAAUCACUGCUUGUUUUGCAGUAUGUGACUGUGUUUAUUGAUCAGUCGAUUGUGCAGUAAGUGACUAAUCUUUGUACGCUCGUUUGUACGGUUGCAUUAAUUUUAUCCUUCCUUUGGACUAUUUAUUCUGUCUGUGAUAUUUAAUAAAUGUCUACAAUAAUUGCA